CGUUAGAUUGAUCUGGCAAUGCUGUCAUGUUUUCGUUUGGGGCAUCCUCAUACAUUUGUUCUAAUAACUUUUAAAUGAAUCAGACGAAUACUCUGUUAGACAGUCAGCUAGUUAUAUCACAAAUCGUAAUUGCAAGCCUAGUUUAACAACUCGUUCCAGCAAGUAUGGGUAGCUUUUGUAGAGAAGUGAUCACUUUUCAACUAGGGCACUACUCCAACUUUGUAGGAACACAUUGGUGGAAUUUACAAGAUGCCGCUUUGUCAUACGACCCAGACUCGCCCCCUAGCGAACUACAGUGUAAUGAAAUGUUCAGAGAGGGACAGACCCUGGGAGGGUAUGUCACUUACACGCCACGCCUCAUCUCCAUGGACCUAAAAGGAAGUCUUCAGACACUACGACAGGAAGGAUGCCUUUAUGAAACCGGGAGAGAACCUACUGCCUUGACAUGGAAAGGGAAUGUGAUGAUGCACAAAGAAAGCCCCUCAUCAAAAAACUCAUUCCUCAAAGACCUGGAAAAGAUAGAUAAGGGGGAGAUAUUGGCUGAAGCUGACUUUGACACAUCUUUGUUGCAGCAACGUUCAGGGGCAGUUGCCAUGGAUACAGUGAACAGCCGUCUGGAGAAAGUUCAGAAGGGUUAUAGACUGGAGGGCAGCGUGCGGGUGUGGUCAGACUUCCUGAGGAUCCACCUGCAUCCUCGCACCAUCUUGGUUAUCAACCAGUACAACCAUGAUGGGGAAGCACAUCGGCUAGAGGCAUUUGGCCAAGGGGAGGCUCUACUGCAAGGCUCAGUGUUGGAUGAUCUGGAGGAUAAACUCCACUUCUUUGUGGAAGAAUGUGACUACCUACAGGGGUUUCAAGUGCUGUGCGACCUUUCAGAUGGCUUCUCAGGGCUGGGUUCAAAGGUCACUGAGAUGCUGCAAGACUCCUACAGUGGGAGGGGCAUUCUUACCUGGGGACUUGCACCAGUAAAUUACAGAGACUCAACUCCAAUGAAGGAAGUCUACCACCUUAUGAACAACGCCAUAGGAACCAUCAACAUGGCCAAUCACAGUUCCUUUUUCUGCCCUUUGACGUUGAGGGGCGGGUUAGGAAGACGACCCACCUCCCCGACCACCUUCCCCCUUCUCAGUUACGACCCCACAUUGUGGUACCACUCCAGUGCAGUCCUGGCUCUAGCUCUGGACUCCAUGACUGUGCCUUACAGACUGAGGCACAACACCACCAUGGGGCAGAUGGCUGAUGCGCUGGCCGUGUCUGGGAGGAAGGUGGUUGCAGCUCAUGGUGCCAUUCCCUUUCCCAUGGCGCAAGGCAGCUGUCUACCCAGUGCCCUGAUGGAGUGUUCUGAUGGGCUGCCUUGGAAACCCCUAUCAGCUUGCCCGGAAUUAGGCGACGGACGGUGUUUUGGCCAAUCAGUGACGCUCAGGGGCUUAGAGGGGCAGAGCUUAGUCAGUUCGCUGACCCCAAGCACCCAGCUGCCCACUCCGUUGCAUAGCCUCUGCAAUGGAGAAGACGUCCUUGGAUCCUAUAUAAGCUCCUACUACCCCACAACUCCUCUAGCAGUCCAGCUUGUGUCCAGCCCCAGUAAACUUACAUCACCAUUCCCACAGAUAUUUAGCCAAUCUCUGGCUAAAAACGGAUUAAUACAAAGCCAAGUACAUCCCCCUGGCGGGUCUUGGCCUGGGGUGUCGUCCCUCCCUGUCCUGACCUCCCUCCAGUCCACCCCAGCUUUGGGUCCCUGGCUAUCCGAGCUGCAGCGCUCCGCUAGCUCCAUAGAUCCUCGUAGAGUCGCCCACAACUUCCUUUCCCAAGGGACCGAGCUUGGGGACUUCAAUGAGUCCCUGGAACAACUACGCAUCCUGGCCCGCUGUUAUCGUGAUGAGAGUGCAACACGCUCCUCGUCUGAGGAAGAUGACUAGCCUUGUUUUGUUGCUUACUGCAUUACUGAGAACUGAAUGUCAUUUACUGGUGUCAAUGUUCAAUGUUGUUGGCUAUUUGUACUGUCACAAGUAUAAAUACAUUAUUAUACUAUAUAUAAAUAUGUAGUAGCUAAACAUCCAUUUAGCCUGAAGAUGAAGGUACCUUAUGAGGCAGGUAAACCUGGUUUCAAAAAGACAGUUUGACAGGUAUGUUGUCUGGGGGGCCUUCCUAUAAAAUUUAUAUUAGAAUGAGAGAAAUGGACAAUGAUUGUCUUAGAAGUGCAAUGAACUCCAAAAAAACAACAGAUGAGACUGGAAGAGUAUCGAUGAAGGAAGGGCAGAUGCUGUAGAUGUCAAUAAACUGAGAAGGCUGGUCUUUGCAUGCAAGAAACUAGAUAAGCAUCUGUAAAUAAAUGGCCUUAAUAAAAAAAUCCCUUGCUGAU
Hypomesus transpacificus is the source of this 2359-nucleotide messenger RNA. RefSeq names its product misato mitochondrial distribution and morphology regulator 1 (gene msto1). The coding region runs from base 165 to 1916 and encodes 583 amino acids. Gene Ontology annotation, cellular component: cytoplasm. Lineage: Eukaryota; Metazoa; Chordata; Actinopteri; Osmeriformes; Osmeridae. The transcript has 14 exons. Gene Ontology annotation, biological process: mitochondrion distribution. The record is from RefSeq and is a predicted model, not a curated record.